GCUUCAUCUGUCUCUCUUCAGUGUGUUAACAGUGUUUGUGUCUUCCACUAGGGAAGGUUUUGGAGGAAUGAGACUGUAAAGACUGAGCUGUUCUCUGUCUCUUACUGAACACUCCUGCAAGAACAGUGAGAAAGCCAGGAAUAUCAGUCCACCAGAAAAUACAGGACACAGAGAAAAACAGAAAAAAGUAAGAAUGCAGUCAGAGCUUGUGUCACUGGCGACACUUCAGCCUCCAAAUGCAUCCGUCACUCCAGCAUACCUGGAUUUUUUCAACUCGACAGAGUGGGAACUAGUCCACUCCAUCAUUCCACCGUACAUCUUCACCGUGUGCUUGACAGGAAUUCUGGGAAAUUCUCUCGUAUUGGUAGUGUUCCUGCUCCAGGGAAGCCGCUGGUCCGUGCCUGAGAUCUAUCUCGGGAAUCUGGCGCUGGCUGACCUCAUCCUGCUAGUCUGUCUGCCGUUUUGGGCCAUGAACAUCCUGAACUAUUUCAUGUGGUCUUACGGAGAGAUCAUGUGCAAGGUGGUCAACCUCUCCAUUAACGUCAACAUGUACACCAGCAUCUACAUGCUGGUGAUGGUGAACGUGGACCGCUACCUCGCGCUCGCUUUGACCAUGAAGGCCAUGUGGCUUCGUCGGAAACGCUACGCUAAGUUAAUUUGUGUCGUUCUUUGGCUGUUCGGUGUGGGAAUGGGAGCUCCGACGGCUGUCAUGCGAAAACUGAAAGAUAUUCCAGGUCACCGAGCCGUCGAAUGCCACCUGGAUUAUCCCGACACGACUUGGAGACUCGCUCAUCUUCUGCAGCUGAACCUGGUGGGCUUCGCUCUGCCGUUUCUGGUCAUCACGUUCUGCUGCGUCAAUAUCAUCCGGGCUUUGAAGCGACGGAGACAUAUCGUUUAUUGGGAGGACAGAAACGACAAGAAGGCUACGGUCCUGGUGUGCGCCGUCACCCUGCUCUUCCUCAUCUGCUGGGGUCCGUUUCACUUCAUAACUUUACUGGACUUGCUCUGUGAUCUAAAGGUUUUGGAUGAGAAUGAGUGGUCUCACUUUCUAAACAUCGGAAGCCAGUUUUCUGUGUAUCUUGCGUUCUCAAACAGCUGCCUGAACCCGCUGCUGUAUGUUUGCUCAGGAAACUAUUUCAAGAGGAAAGUCAGCAGCAUCUAUAACAGAAGAAAACACUCCUCAGAUGCGACCGCGCUUCAGCGGAGUGUUUUAACCUCUACGACAACCGCCAAUCAAAUCAAGCCUGUUGUGUUACAUGAGAAAGACUAUAAGUAAGAUUUUUUACAAAAUUUCUAGUAUUGAUGCAAUUAUGGUUUCAUAAAAUUUUCAUACAUUUUCAUAAAAUUUAUCUUUUUUUUAAUCAUUUCAGAAAUAAAAAUUAAUGUUCACCUGAUUAUCUUAAUAAAUUUGUUUGAUUAAAUACAUUAAUUAGCCUACACUAAAGUGAUUUUUACAUUUGAUUUCGCCUAUUUGUUUUUCUUGAAUGCUUCUGUUUAGAUGCAAGAUUAAAAAAGUAAUGUACUAUUUAAUUUGUUUCUUUUUUAUAUUAGUUCUACUGUUUAUUUGCAUAUUUGUUCUAU
This is a messenger RNA of Cyprinus carpio (common carp), 1581 nucleotides long. Its product is annotated as B2 bradykinin receptor. Gene Ontology annotation, molecular function: bradykinin receptor activity. The record is from RefSeq and is a predicted model, not a curated record. Gene Ontology annotation, cellular component: membrane. NCBI's taxonomy places the organism in Eukaryota, Metazoa, Chordata, Actinopteri, Cypriniformes, Cyprinidae. Gene Ontology annotation, biological process: immune response; G protein-coupled receptor signaling pathway; neutrophil chemotaxis.